AUUAACUUGCAUGACCAUUUGGUGGCUCUUACAAGGGACUCGAGGUUUCCUAGUGGAGUAUCACAUAUGUGACUCGUCAUUAUCCGGCAUCUCGGUACUUAUCACACCGCACUAACCAUGGGCAAAUUUCAGGGUCGCAAGCUCGUGGCCUGCACGGCAUGCCAUUCUCAAAAGUUAAAAUGCAGUGGAGAUAUUCCAUGUCACCGGUGCGUUCAACGAAAUAGAGAAUGCGUAUAUCCAAAGAAAGACAAAUUCAUCACAGUGCCAGAGAGUUAUCUUCGUGGUAUCGAAGAAAAGGCCAAUAUAAAUAGUCAGUUCAGCUUCUUGGCUGGAACGGACGAUUCAACGGCGCUUUUCGAUACAAGCCAAUUCUCUCCUACAGCUGAAGCGAGUCAUAGAAAAGAACUGUGCCCAGCAGAAAUCUUUAUACAAAAGCUGACAGAUAUUUCUGCCUUGCUACACCCAUAUAUACAGACAGAAUCAUGUCAGCAACUACAAGUGGGUGAAGCCGGUGAAUUUGUUCCUUUUCGUCUGAAAUCUGAGGAUGGAGGGGCUCAGAUGUUAGUAAAGCUUCCAUCAGAAAAGCAGGCUAUGCAUCUUUUACGUAUCUUUGAAGGAGCAAACAGUGAAUAUCACUGGUUUCUCCGUCAACGAUUUAGAGAUCGGAUACGGCAGACAUACUCCCAGCCUACAAGUCACGUCGACGAUAGAAAUUGGUUCUGCCAACUGUCCCUUGUUUUGGCUCUGGGCCAAGCUCUGGAGAAGGAGCCAAAACAAGAGUCUGAAGAGACAAACGACCCAUGGGAUUUCAAUCAACCUUCAGCUCCAUUAGAUCUUUUUGGACAAGCUGUGUCUUUGUUAAUCAUCUCAGAGACUCUAACAUUAGAAAACCUCGAGACAUUAAAUCUCAUGGCUUAUUACUGCCACUACACAAAUCACCCGAAGGCAGCUGUCAUUUACAUCAGCCAGAGCGUAGCACUAUCAAGGCUACUCCAACUUGACGAUCCAGAUACAUACCAACCCAAGAUUUCAGAGCGGCAAGACAGUAAAGGCCGAUGCAUCGCCAAAGAGCACAUGCUUCGGCUAUGGUGGACGACUGUCUGUCUGGAUAAGACGCUUGCUUCAGAACUUGAAAUGACGCCAGUGGACUUGAUCCCAUCUCUGGAGUUGCCGUUGCCGUCUUCAGAAGGUUUAUCAUCGGAGGAUGAGGAGGAGUUCUUCGAUUUGGAGCUGUUAUUGGCAGAGAUCCGGUCUUGAAGUGAGAAGCAGGUGCCAACUGUGUUGUCUUGCUCACGCAUACUCCCAGUCGUCAUAGGUCUUUUAAGGCUAGGGAGUCAUGGUAAUGAAAUAACAGGGUGGAAUUUCAAUGGGACAGUCAUCUAAGUGCAACAGAGAGGUUUUCUGCUUUACCUUCCAGCGACAGGUAUGCCUCGGUGAUCGAUUAACUGGUUCAGUCUCUGUAUGGUAUGUUGAAGUCGUAAGUAGUGGUCCUUGAAAGAUAGCCUGGCC
Molecule: messenger RNA, 1509 nt
Organism: Fusarium odoratissimum NRRL 54006
Lineage: Eukaryota; Fungi; Ascomycota; Sordariomycetes; Hypocreales; Nectriaceae
Exons: 4
Coding region: 118-1257 (379 amino acids)
Biological process (GO): regulation of DNA-templated transcription; DNA-templated transcription
Cellular component (GO): nucleus
Molecular function (GO): DNA binding; DNA-binding transcription factor activity, RNA polymerase II-specific; zinc ion binding
Source: RefSeq, a predicted model, not a curated record